Messenger RNA from Austrofundulus limnaeus, 1216 nucleotides. Its product is annotated as gastrula zinc finger protein XlCGF8.2DB. Lineage: Eukaryota; Metazoa; Chordata; Actinopteri; Cyprinodontiformes; Rivulidae. The record is from RefSeq and is a predicted model, not a curated record. Gene Ontology annotation, molecular function: DNA-binding transcription factor activity, RNA polymerase II-specific; RNA polymerase II cis-regulatory region sequence-specific DNA binding. Gene Ontology annotation, biological process: regulation of transcription by RNA polymerase II.
UCCUGCGGAAUUAUUCAUCAGAAAAACAUUUGAUGGUUAUUAUUGGGCACUUGGCGUGGUACUGACAGCCUCAGCAAGUCUUUAGGUUCUGUUGAAAACUCCUCCAUCUUCAUCAUACGAGUCAUGCCUGACAUAUUUGUGAACUAAUUGCUGUUAUCUAAAUUGAAAUAGGAUCAAAAUCCAUACAAUACACUCUCUACAAUAGUGUCAUCCAUAGACAUUUUGCUUUCUGCCCUCCAGUGGAAAUCAGUGGAAAUCGCUCCGCCUUCGAAACCACGUGACUGAAAACCAGCUAAUCCGACUCCUUGCAGUUAGCUGUCAACAAGACAUUUUUCUCCUCUCAGCAUCACACACUUCUCUUUACAUCUUUCACUUCAGCGCGUAUACGGUCAAUAGUCUUUGAUCUACGACGUGUUCUCUUUCACCAUGCCUUCGAUGUCAACAGAUGUGAUUUUUAUUGAUGCAGACAAAGUGGAAAUUAUCUCGUUUGAGGCCGAUGAGUCAGCGUUACUGCGUUCGUGCAUCACCAUCUUAGGAGCUGGCGAUUUCGGAUGCGUAACAGUGCUUCCUGCUGAUGUUCAGCAGUUGGUGUUGAUUUCAGAAGAUGCUACUGAAGAAAGGAGGGCCAGUGUGUACCAGCAGAAUCCAGAACUCCUCCACAUAAGGAAGGAGGAGGAACUCUCCACCAGCCUGAAGGAUGAACAGCUCAAUGUGGAAGAGGAGACUUAUGCCACCAGGUCUCCAUCCACUGCAGGUCCUUUGAAGAGCGAUGGUGAUGAAGACAAACCACAGUUGUCACAGGUUCAUCAACACAAAGUGGAAGCAAAAGAUGUUCCAACACAGAAAUCAUUUAGAUGUGAUGACUGUGGCAAAACAUUUAACAAAAAAGCUUAUCUGAACAAACAUAAAGUAAUCCACAGAGAGGUGAAACUGUUUGGUUGUGAACUUUGUGGACGUAGAUUUAGCAGUCAAACAUAUUUAAGCAUACACAUGAGAGUCCACACAGGACAGAAACCUUUUGCUUGUGAUGUUUGUGAGCAAAGAUUUACUCAAAAGUCAACUUUAACCUCACACAUGAGGAUCCACACAAGACAGAAACCUUUUGCUUGUGAUGUUUGUGAGCAAAGAUUUAGUCAUAAGUCAACUUUAAACGCACACGUGAGGAUCCACACGGGACAGAAACCAUUUGUUUGUGAUGUUUGUGAACAAAGAUUUA